Messenger RNA from Schistosoma rodhaini, 207 nucleotides. The record is from the annotation of a GenBank genome assembly. NCBI's taxonomy places the organism in Eukaryota, Metazoa, Platyhelminthes, Trematoda, Strigeidida, Schistosomatidae.
AUGUUGUCAAAAGAAAUAUGUACUCGUUUAGCCGUUAGUUCUAUUCGUGUUAUUGUGAGUAAAGAGAAAAGCACACAAUUUAUCUUAGCAAUACCAAUCAUUUUUGUUAAAAAUCAUUUAAAAUGGAACAGUUGUCAGUUAGUUAGUAAUGUACCUCAUUGUUUAGAUCUUAGUGGUGACAAUUGUAUAUCUAUGCAUGGUGAUUAA